AUGUACUUUGUCUCCAUCAUAAUAUCUUUGUUAUUAUCAAUACUACUAUCCACACCCGUAAAAGGUGCUCAGAUCAAGACUCAUGAGUGUCCAAAUGUCAACAGCUCUGAUAUUUAUAUGAAUUUGCCCUUUCUCGACGCUUAUUAUGAUCCAGAUGAUACCGGUCUAAUAUAUUAUAAAGUCCAUGCCCAUCUUAUGGCUAACAAGAUGAUACAAAAUAUUUCAGAUAUAAAUAGUACCACCAACAAAUACACCACCUUCCAUGUCGAAAUCGACUACCCAAAUGGUGACCAAUUCAGUCAGUAUCUUCGACUUUGUCAACAUUUGGUACCCGUGAACCCUCCUACACACCCUAUGAACCAUUCAAUGAACCAUUCUAUAAACCACACUAUGCAACCAGAGUAUAAUGAACAGGCUCCCAACUUCACAUACUUAUACGAUUUAAUACAGCAAAACCCUGACAGUGCUAUACAAGAUUCCGUCACUUCCAAUCCAACAGUGUGUCCAAUUGUUCCUAAUGAACCAGUGGAUCUCACCUACAUUCAGAAUGCCUCUCGUCUUUCUGCUCUCACCUCAUUUUCUAUCAGAUUCUCAGUAAUAUCAAAUCUUGAAAACUCGACGGUCAUAGGGUGUUCUGAAUCCUAUAUAACCCCAGAACUCACGUCUUCUGUAUAUAUACCAAUGGCGGUUAUUGUCCCCGUCGCAUACGUGACCAUAGUGAUUGUUAACCUAAUAGGUGAAUACUUUAGUCCUUAUAAAGAGUCCCGGAUGAAUUGUUUCUUAAACAAGGUUUCGGCGAUUUGCAACAAGCCUUAUCUAAAUCAUCUAAACCCUUCAGCCGCCGAUUUUAUACAGUAUAUCCAAUUCGCUUUUUUCAACGGAGGUCUAAAUUUGCUAUACCCAGGAUACUAUCAGCCUUUCAUUAGUCUUAUUAACUGGUGUGCACUAAUGUCUAUUGAUUUAGCUGAUCUUCACAUUAAUUAUGAAUCCAAUGUUGAUAGUCAUUUAUAUUUGGACUACUAUAAGGAUGGGUUAAGUGGUAUUACGAUCUUCACUAGUGAUCAGCUUAAAGGGUAUGGGUGGCGGUGUUUCAUGGUGUGGUCAGCAAUAGUAGUAGUACUUGAAAUAUUACUUUGUUUGACUGUAACGCUGAUAUGCUGGAUUUACCACAAACGAAACCAAAAAGACGGUUGGUUUUUCAACCAAUUUUGGUCAAAGACUUUAUACUUUAUGAUUGGAAAAAUCCUUUACGUUUAUUAUUCGCUAUUUGCCUUACCAUUUUUGGUGCUUUCGCUAUAUCAAUUCUUUUCCUUUUUCCAUGACGGAAGACACUUUGAACACCUUCAAGUAUUUUCGUCGAUCUUUGGAUUCAUUCUUGUGCUUGUCUGGGUCACAGGGUUAGUGUGGUUCCUCAUGAGAUUUGUGGUUAAUGUCAAACAGUUUUUUGUGCCACGGCCCUAUCGUUUGCAACAGAAACACAAUGAAAUUUAUGAUUAUACCAAUGGAAUCACUAAACAAUCGAAAAAAUUGUUCACCUCAGUUAACAAUAUCAAUAUGUUUAGUUUUAUCUAUUAUGAAUAUCGCCCAGACAGGUUACAUUAUAUCUUUUAUGAAUAUUUAUUGAUGUUUAUUAGAGCAGUGGUCAUUUCCUGUAUCCAAAAUUCUGGGAUUGCCCAAGUUAUCAUAAUAAUUGUCCUCGAGGUGGUGGCGUUGCUUUUAGUACUUAUCUGCAAUCCAUAUUAUUCAUCAUCAUCUGUAUCAUCUUACAAGUCACUGGGGAAAAUCUUCAAUAAAAAAUUUAUCAAUGCGAUUAUGAUUUCCGUUGCCAGGGUUGUGGUGGUGUUCUUGAAUAUCCCAUUCAUUGAAACUUUGGAUUUCUCUGAAAGAAGUCGGUCAUAUGUCGGAUAUGUUCAACUUUCCAUCCAUGGACUAAUCGUUAUCUACUUUUGUAUUGCCAUAAUAACCACGCUCAUUGAAAUCUUGGUAUCUCGUCGCAGAAGCUCGGCUACAAGGAAAGCCGAUAAUAGCCAAGUUUACCAAACUAUGGCUGGUAAAUAUAUUGCAGGAAGCAGACAAAGUAUCGGUACAAGGCUGAGCAACGUGGAGGUUACCGGAGGUAGUACAACUCUUAUUGGUGAUUCAAAAUAUAAUUCGAGGGCGAUGUCUAGGCAAAGUGGAAGCUUUGUUGACGGAUCAUUGCUUGAUUCGCCUACUUUCUACCGCAACACAACCAAGUACUCUUUGGAAAUCGAGGCCCCCUCUCCACUGGCAGGAAAUUUCGUCAAUAACAACGAUAAUGACUCUUCAUUAGAAUUGUUUGAGAAUUAUAAUGAUGAUCCUUAUCCUCCAAAAAAGAAUGUCGAUUAUUCUGUUCGUGAGGCCGAUUUCUACAGAAAUGGUUUUAGCACAGGGUACCAUGGUUCUACUAGCGAAGAAGAACCAGAGCUGGAAAUCCAAAAUAUUUGGAACAAAAGAGAUGGUAACCUGAAUGCUGUUAAUCCGAUGAAAAGUGUGGAUGGUUCUGACAUGGACUUUUCGUCAGUGAACCAAAGCAACCUUGUGAAAAACGUGAAAUCUUUUUUCAAAGGAUUCGGAGGAACUUUUUGGCACAAUUCUCACGAAAAAAUUCCACAAGAGUCUGGGUUCCAGGUUAACAGGCCCCGUCAAAUUGUGGUUCGAAGUUCGGAAGAUGCUGAAAAGGUGCAUACACCAAAUGGAAGUAAAGUGCAAGAUAUAGAAGAUGAUGCUAGUGCCGAGGACAACGAUAUCUUUGAAGGAUAUUCUGGCAUAGCCAAUCCUGCCAAUCCAUCAUCAUAUAUCAGUUUGACAAGAAAUUCUUCUAGAGGAAGAUUACUUCAAAACAAAGGAUACCAUAGAACCAUUCACGAGGUUCCAGAAGAGUCUAUGCAUGAUUAA
Saccharomycopsis crataegensis is the source of this 2916-nucleotide messenger RNA. RefSeq lists its product as uncharacterized. The record is from RefSeq and is a predicted model, not a curated record. Gene Ontology annotation, biological process: transmembrane transport. Gene Ontology annotation, cellular component: membrane. Bases 1 to 2916 code for a protein of 971 amino acids. The transcript has a single exon. NCBI's taxonomy places the organism in Eukaryota, Fungi, Ascomycota, Saccharomycetes, Ascoideales, Saccharomycopsidaceae.